Gracilinanus agilis (Agile Gracile Mouse Opossum) is the source of this 1966-nucleotide messenger RNA. It is a transcript of the gene GRSF1, whose product is annotated as G-rich RNA sequence binding factor 1. Gene Ontology annotation, biological process: regulation of RNA splicing. Gene Ontology annotation, cellular component: nucleoplasm; ribonucleoprotein complex. The transcript has 10 exons. The record is from RefSeq and is a predicted model, not a curated record. NCBI's taxonomy places the organism in Eukaryota, Metazoa, Chordata, Mammalia, Didelphimorphia, Didelphidae. Gene Ontology annotation, molecular function: RNA binding. Bases 82 to 1305 code for a protein of 407 amino acids.
GGCCGCCGCCGCUUGCUGCUGCUGCUUGGGGCGGCCGCUGCCGCCGCUGCCCAAACGCGGAACCUGCAGGCCGGCCGCCUGAUGGGCCCGCCGCCGGCCCCACCUGCAGCUACUUCUGGUCCUGUGGCCGCGGCCGCCGCUUCCUUCCAGGCCUUGCGCGGGCCUCUGCUGUCGGCCGCAGUCCCCGCCACCGCGCCCUCGGCUGGCCGCAGCUACAGCCAGGAUUCUAAUACCUAUCUAGAAGAACUCCCACCACUCCCUGAGUAUGACCUGACUUCAUCCAAGUUAGGAGAAGAGGAAGAGGAUGAUGUAUAUCUCAUUCGUGCCCAAGGAUUGCCUUGGUCCUGUACUGUGGAAGAUGUGCUUAAGUUUUUCUCUGACUGUCGAAUCCGAAAUGGUGAGAAUGGGAUACAUUUCCUCUUAAAUAGAGAUGGAAAACGCAGGGGAGAUGCAUUAGUUGAAAUGGAGUCAGAGCAGGAUGUAAAGAAGGCCUUAGAAAAACACCACCUGUACAUGGGUCAACGCUACGUAGAAGUUUAUGAAAUAAACAAUGAAGAUGUGGAUGCCUUAAUGAAGAGCUUGCAGGCCAAGUCAAACCCCACGAUAAAUGAUGGAGUGGUUCGUUUGAGAGGACUUCCUUAUAGCUGCAACGAGAAGGACAUCGUGGAUUUUUUUGCAGGUCUGAAUAUAAUUGACAUAACAUUUGUCAUGGACCACCGAGGGAGAAGGAAAACAGGGGAAGCCUAUGUGCAGUUUGAAGAACCAGAAAUGGCCAACCAAGCUCUGCUGAAACAUAAGGAAGAAAUUGGGAACCGGUACAUAGAAAUCUUCCCAAGCAGAAGGAAUGAAGUCCGAACACAUGUCGGGUCUCACAAGGGGAAGAAAACGGCGCCUUCUCUGCUCAAGUGUAUGCCUGAGCCUGGACUGAGCUUGGAAGAGAACGACAGGAGUGAGGAGCUUCGUACAAUCACAGCUUUUGAAAGUGAAAAGGAAGGGGAAUUACCCAAGGAAACUCCCGAGAAGACCGUGGAGGCCACUGAUUUUGGAACUAUGCCUUCUCUGCAUUUCGUUCACAUGAGAGGACUCCCUUUCCAAGCGAAUGCUCAAGACAUUAUAAAUUUUUUUGCUCCUCUGAAACCCGUUCGGAUCACCAUGGAAUACAGCUCUAGUGGGAAGGCCACAGGGGAGGCUGAUGUGCACUUCGAGACUCAUGAGGAUGCCGUAGCGGCGAUGGGCAAGGACCGCUCCCACGUGCAGCAUAGGUAUAUUGAGCUGUUCCUGAAUUCUUGUCCAAAAGGAAAAUAGCGUUGCCAGGAACGUCAUUGAAUCCAUAGAACAAGCGGGGAUGCAUCCUUUAUGGAGUGUGACUUCUCAAGACUUCAUUGUGAACAAACAUGCAGGGGGCAACUUGCCUGCUCUGGGUAUGGUCAAUGGACCAGCCACGUGUGGGACAUGAGAUUUUGAGACUUAACCUCUUUUUAAAAAACAUCCUAUUGUAUAAUGAAAACUCCUUUGUAAUAUUGUUUGCCAGAACUCUGGGCUUAAAUUUUAGUCACCAUAUAAAACAUUUUCUACCAAAAUUUCCUCCAACAGCUCUAUAAUUUCCUGAAAGUCAUCUCUAAUAAACAUUAGCAUUUAUCUAGUGGCUCCUUUGUGCCAGGCGCUAUCUCAUUUGAUCCUCACAACAGCCCUGGGUGGGAAGGGAGGGGAGGAGCUACCCACAGUCUUCAGAGUAAUUGAUAAAUGUUUAAGCCAGUGAUGGACAAACUGGCCUGUGGGGCCAGAUGCUGGACCCCUGAAAUGGUGGGUCUCCUAAUGUGACGAAUACAAUGAGUAGGAUACAAUGCAACUUCGAAAGAGUUGCCUUAGAAACAGACUGACAGAUGAGCAUUUCCUUUCCUUUGGCCCCCUCUUUAAAAAGAAGCAGUUUGUAAGAAAUUUGAUAAAGGUUCAAAAUGUUUUUUUU